CACUGAUCCUUGAGUCGUCUUCUUCAAAGAUGGGUUUGGGAAAUGACAUGAUGAGCCAUCGGCUUCUUUCAAGGAUGGCUGUGAAUGACGAGCAUGGAGAGAACUCUGCUUAUUUUGAUGGAUGGAAGGCUUACGACAGAAACCCAUUUCACCCCACACACAAUCCUCACGGGGUUCUCCAGAUGGGUCUCGCAGAAAAUCAGCUCUGUUUCGAUCUGAUAGAAGAUUGGAUGAGGAAUCAUCCGGAGGCUUCCAUUUGCACUCCUGAAGGACUACACCACUUCAGAGAUGUUGCCAUCUUUCAGGACUAUCAUGGCCUUCCCGAGUUCAGAAAGGGGGUGGCAAAUUUUAUGUCAAAAGUGAGAGGAGGGAGGGUGAAGUUCGAUGAAGAACGUGUAGUGAUGAGUGGAGGGGCCACGGGGGCUAAUGAAGUAAUCAUGUUCUGUUUGGCUGACCCUGGAGACGCUUUUCUCAUUCCCACUCCUUACUAUCCAGCAUAUGCUCGUGAUCUGUGUUGGCGAACUGGAGUGCGCAUAAUUCCAGUCCACUGUCAUAGGUCCAACAACUUCCAAAUAACUAAAGAAGCUCUGGAUACAGCAUACAAGAAAGCCCAAGAAGACAACCUCAACGUGAAGGGCUUGCUCAUAACAAACCCAUCCAACCCUCUAGGCACCACCUUAGACAGAGACACCAUGAAGAGCCUCGUCACCUUCAUCAACCAAAAGAACAUCCAUUUAGUGUGUGACGAAAUCUAUGCAGCCACUGUGUUCAGCACACCGAGCUUUGUAAGUGUCUCCGAGAUCGUCCAAGACAUGGAGUUCUGCAACAGAGAUCUCAUUCACAUAGUUUAUAGCCUCUCGAAGGACAUGGGCUUUCCUGGCUUCAGAGUUGGGAUUGUUUAUUCAUACAACGACACUGUCGUGAACUCUGCUCGCAAAAUGUCAAGCUUUGGAUUAGUCUCGUCCCAGACUCAGCACAUGCUGGCUGCUAUGCUGUCAGAUGAUGAUUUUGUCGACAACUUUCUGGCAGAGAGCUCCAUAAGGUUGGCUAAGAGGCACAGUUUGUUCACAGAGGGACUUGAGAAGAUGGGAAUUACUUGCCUUCCAAGCAACGCAGGCCUGUUCUGCUGGAUGAACCUGAGAAGCUUGUUAAGAGAACAAACAGUUGAAGGAGAAAUGCAACUAUGGCGUGUGAUAGUGAAUGAAGUGAAGCUGAAUAUAUCUCCAGGUUCAUCUUUUAAUUGCAGCGAGGCAGGUUGGUAUAGGGUUUGCUUCGCUAACAUGGAUGAUGAAACAGUGAAAGUAGCACUAAGAAGAAUCCAAGCGUUUGUGGGGAAAGAAGCAGAGAAAGGAAUGAAUGUAGUGAAACGUAGGCAAUGCAUUAAAGGCCUGGGGAUCAGCUUCUCAUCAUCAAAAAGAUUUGAUGAGAGUUGUGUUAUGUCUCCGCACUCACCAAUUGCUCACUCACCCCUCGUUAAAGUCACUUGAAUAUUAAUGAUCAGCAGAUU
Messenger RNA from Prosopis cineraria, 1507 nucleotides. RefSeq names its product 1-aminocyclopropane-1-carboxylate synthase-like. The transcript has 4 exons. Bases 30 to 1487 code for a protein of 485 amino acids. Gene Ontology annotation, molecular function: pyridoxal phosphate binding; transaminase activity. The record is from RefSeq and is a predicted model, not a curated record. Lineage: Eukaryota; Viridiplantae; Streptophyta; Magnoliopsida; Fabales; Fabaceae. Gene Ontology annotation, biological process: amino acid metabolic process; biosynthetic process.